Fraxinus pennsylvanica is the source of this 420-nucleotide messenger RNA. The record is from the annotation of a GenBank genome assembly. NCBI's taxonomy places the organism in Eukaryota, Viridiplantae, Streptophyta, Magnoliopsida, Lamiales, Oleaceae.
AUGCCCAAGGACACAGAGAAAUAUCUUCUCUCAUGUGGGAUUAGGAAUGCACUUUACUCCAUCAGAGCUUCUGAUCUUACUGGAGAUCUUUUUGGCACUCUUGUACCAUGCCCUUUUCCGCAACAUCCUUCUGCUAGAGGUGAACCAUCUAGCGAGACUUUGACAAAGAAAUGGUCACAGGAAGUUGCGUGGUCAGAUUAUGGGACUCCGACUGCCGAAGCCAAUUUCUCUAGAUUCGAUUUCGGGGACGAAUGGACUGACCGCCGAGGGCUUGGCAUCAGAUUCUUGCUCAUCCUAGUCAUGGGUUAUCUCAGCAUUACUACCUUAGCCUACGAUUCGAGUGCCUUUAACUUAGACUGGUACCGGGCAAUUCUCAAUCAUAUUUUGGGCAAUUUUCUUGUGAAUCUGGUGAUUAUUUGA